This is a messenger RNA of Owenia fusiformis, 1025 nucleotides long. Lineage: Eukaryota; Metazoa; Annelida; Polychaeta; Sabellida; Oweniidae. The record is from the annotation of a GenBank genome assembly.
GUGAUCUGCUGAUUUUCAGAAGAAAGUAAAACUCGACAAAACAUAACAAAAUGUCCAAUAAACUAGCAUUUAUCGUAUUUACAACUGUAGUUUUAUACCAUGUAGAAGCUCUUUUAUACAAGGAUUGUGGAUCUGCUGAAGGUAAAAUAUUGAAAGUGUCAGCAGAUGUCUGCCCUGGAAAUACACCACCCUGCAUGUUGCCAAGGGGACAGAAUGCAACAAUCACUAUGGACUUUUCAACAAGCGUUGAUGUUAAAAGAAUUACUGCUGUCGUACAUGGUGUUAUAGCUGGUAUUCCUGUUCCAUUUCCAUUGAGCAACCCAGAUGGCUGUAAAGAUUCAGGACUAGUCUGUCCAGUUAAGAGUGGAGCACAGGACGUGUAUAAGUCAACUAUAGCUAUCAAAAGUAUAUACCCACAGAUCAAGCUUGUUAUCAAAUGGGAACUAAAAGAUACAGACACGGGAAAAACCAUCACCUGUUUUGUAAUGCCUGCUCAACUGAAAUAAUCAAAUCCAAAACAUGCCAUCAAUCCAUCAAUUUUGCUUCAAUAGAUUAUGAGGGCAGUUUAUGGUCCUCACAAUACAUAGGACAAUAGAACAAUAGGACAUUUCUGGAUCCCACUUUAGGAAAACUAUCAAACUUACCAAGACAAUGCUUGCUCAACUAUAUACAUAGUUAAUCGAUUUAAGAGUGACUGUUUGCAUUGCCUACUGCAAUUGAAAUCACUUAUAAUUGUACAUAGUUAAAGUGGCAUUGAAGAAAAGAGAGUUCAAAAAUCUUGAAAUAUCAGAAUUUCUCAGAUUUUUUAAGAUAAAUUUUGGAUCAGAAGAGGCACAUUGCCCCUUUGUCAAAAUCUAUGCUUUGCAGUCACUUUGACUAUUUUGUAGAAUAUGUACAACUUAUUAGGACACUAACGAGCCCAUAGGCCAAUCAUACUGUGUCAAGUAGAAUUUCCAUUUAUGCAGAAUUUUGUACAAAAAGAGGCUUUAUAAUUUCUUGGGAUAAGAGGAGGAAUAACCCCAGAG